Messenger RNA from Microplitis mediator, 8994 nucleotides. RefSeq names its product polyamine-transporting ATPase 13A3-like. The record is from RefSeq and is a predicted model, not a curated record. Gene Ontology annotation, molecular function: P-type transmembrane transporter activity; ATP hydrolysis activity; ATP binding. NCBI's taxonomy places the organism in Eukaryota, Metazoa, Arthropoda, Insecta, Hymenoptera, Braconidae. Gene Ontology annotation, biological process: intracellular calcium ion homeostasis; polyamine transmembrane transport. The transcript has 7 exons. Gene Ontology annotation, cellular component: membrane. Bases 550 to 4377 code for a protein of 1275 amino acids.
CUCUUCAGCAACGUGACAGUGAACGUGAGUCGUAAAAGAUACCCGUAUGAAAAAACAAUAUAUGGUUAAAAUAUAUAAAAUCAUAUAAGUUUGCUACAAAAAAAUAUAUGAUAUAUUAUAUUGUGUAUUAUAAAAAAUCAGAUGGAGAUUUUCGUCGAUUUAAUAUAAAAUUAUAUACAGUAAGUAAUAAUUGUUAUCAAGUUCUUGAUGUCAUACGAAAGUGAGCUUUGAUUCGAAUAAUUCUGAAGAGACAACCAAAGAUAACAGGACACUGUCAUCGGUAGCAGACGGAGUUCGCGCUUCCUAGACCUUUUGUUUAUUUAUUUAUAUAGUUUUGGUAUAUUUGUUUAUUUAAAUGGGUAUUUAUGUGAGUGAGCCUUGGAUGUGCCAUAGUAGCUGUUAAGAGACAAGCUUUGAAUUUAGUCGGUUGUGUCAACCGGACAAUAUUUGUGCUUAAGUGCUUACCAAUUUACUUGGAUUUAUUAUUAGGAUAAAUAUAUAAAUAUAAAUAUAAAUAAAUAUAUAUAGUUUAAUUUAUUGAUAGUAAUAAUGCCCGCGACUCCGAGCGAGCUCAAUUCGAGCUUUGCUAGAAAUGCAUACAAUGCUUUUGAUAAUCGAACGCCAACGGAUAACGUUGACCCACAAGUUGAACAAGAAACUGAAUUGUUGGAGGGUACGAGGGGCAAUGAAGUUUUGCAGCUCAAAAAUGGAGUGGAUUAUAUUAAUCCUGGCGAAGAAGAUCAGAUGGAAGUUUACGGAUACCGUAGGAAUAUUGUAUUCACGAUGAUCACAUGGUUCUUUAUAAUAGCAACCGGUGGUCUCCUACGCCUUGUAUUCCAUUGGCUACCUCAUUUUAUGGUUCGAGCCACCCACUCAAAAUGUUCAGUCAAGAAGGCUAGUAUUGUGCUGUUGAUCGAAAGAUUUCAAGGCGAUCAUGUUUGCUAUUAUGUUGAAAAACUAACGACCCUGAGUGCUGCCGAUGUAUAUAAAAAUGCAUCGGCCAGCCACACACGAAUUGGCGAAUCUGGGAAUGAUGCAACUGGUGUCAAUUCUACGGAUCUGGCUGGCGUGACAACUGUAGAUGAUACUUUAAAGCUGUCAGUUCACUUCCACAGCGGACAUUUUAAACGAGUGUCCUCCAUUUUAACGUUCACAUGCAAAAAAUUUGUAUACAUUUGGGAUAAUGACCGCGGCGAAUUUCUUAAGCUAGCUGGCUUAGAUACUGGUGUUUCUACGUCAACGUUGCACGAAAUGCAGGGCUUGACUUCUCAAGAACAAUUUCUAAGACGCAGCGUCUAUGGGAAAAACGAAAUAAAAGUCCCUCUGAAAAGCUUUUUACAUUUACUGUGGCUCGAAUUUCUGCAUCCUUUUUACAUUAUUCAAUUAUUCAGUUUUUGUCUGUGGCUGUCCGAAUUAUACUACUUCUACUGUUCAGUAAUCCUGAUAACAGCUUCUAUAAGUCUUGUAAUGUCUGUCAUCCAGACGCGCCGGAAUCAGCAUAAACUAAAUUCAACAGUCCAUUUGUUAGACAAAGCCACAGUGAUGCGGAACCGAAAGAUUGACAAAACAGACUCCAUAACAUCUGACAAAUUGGUUCCUGGUGACAUCCUAGUGAUACCUCCGCAAGGUUAUCUGAUGUCCUGCGAUGCUGUUCUCCUUUCUGGAACAUGCAUCGUCAAUGAGUCGAUGUUAACCGGAGAAUCUGUACCAGUCACUAAAACCGCGAUCCCAUCGUGCGCGGAUGUGAUAUACGAUACCAAAAAACACUCUCGCUCUACGCUAUUCUGCGGAACGAAAAUUAUCCAAACUCGUACGUUCGGGAAUGAAAAAGUUCUUGCCGUUGUAAUCCGUACAGGAUUUAUGACUAUCAAAGGAGGACUUGUGCGAACAAUAUUGUACCCGCCGCCUAUGGACAUCGAAUUCGAGCAAGACUCAUAUAAAUUUAUAAAACUUAUGAUGUGUAUUGCAACCGUUAGCGCUAUUUAUACAGCAGUGACUAAAGCACAGCGCGGAAUACGCGCUGGUGAAAUCGUCCAAGAAGCGUUAAAUCUCUUUACUGUCGUAGUUCCACCAGGACUGCCUGCUGCUAUAACGAUAGGGCGAUUGGUGGCUCAAAACCGGCUUGAGAAGAAUCGAAUCUACUGUACAGAGCCUCGAGUCAUUACUGUAUCAGGUUCUAUUGACUGCAUUUGCUUUGAUAAAACUGGAACCCUUACUGAAGAUGAUCUAGAUAUGUGGGGAGUUGUUCCAGCAGCAGAACGAAAGUUUUCCGUACCUGUUAAGUCGAUUAGCUCAUUAACGACAGCAGAAUUACUAUUUGGCAUGGUGACUUGUCAUGAAAUAUCAAUCAUUAAUGGAUCAUUGGUUGGAGACCCACUGGAUCUAAAGAUGUUCGACUCAACCGGAUGGACACUCGAAGCGCCUGAAGAUUCGGAUAACACUAAACUCUCAAUGAUGUUUUGUAUAAUCGUACGCCCUCCCGAAAAUUCAAGACUGUUACAAACUCAAAAACAGCUGCUGGGUAUGUCCCCAGCUCGCCAGAACUCAAUCGCCAAUUCGGACGUAGACAAUUUGGCUGCUUCGGAUGCAGAAUUGGCUGAGCAAAGAUCGGGAAUUGGAAUUGUAAGACAGUUUCCUUUCACAUCAAGCUUACAGCGUAUGAGUGUCAUCACCCAAACGUUGGGUGCUACGCACUAUGAUCUCUACUGCAAAGGAAGUCCGGAAAUGAUCCAAAGUUUGUCACGUCCAGAAUCAAUCCCUGCAGAUUUUGCUUCAGUUCUCCAGCAUUACACCUCCGAAGGCUACCGUGUAAUUGCGAUGGGACAAAAGCAACUUAACAAAUUAACUCAUGCUGAAGUUCAAUGCAUUAGCCGUGAGUCUGCCGAAACCGAUCUCUACUUUCUGGGUUUCAUUAUCCUAGAUAAUCGACUUAAGCAAGAAACAACUCCAACUAUAAAAGCACUUAAUCAGGCAUCAAUAAGAACAGUUAUGGUUACUGGUGAUAACAUACUUACGGCGUUAUCUGUAGCACGUGAUUGCGAAAUGAUACAAUCAGACAUGCCAGUUAUUGUUGUAACUGCGGUACAAACUGGCCAACAAAAGCCCCAAUUAAAUUACACCCGUAGUGAUCAUCUCGAUUCAUCACCAAUUCCCUCAAGCGAAAUGACCGAUUCGAAUAGUAUCGUUUCCCUAAAAAAAAUCGAAAGUGAUCCAUUUGUUCGCACAGAUGACUUCCACAAGCCCAAUAUUAACAAAUAUGUAUUUGCGGUUGACGGAAAAACCUGGGCAAUAAUCAAACAACAUUACCCAGAGAUUCUUCCUAAAAUUGCAACGCGUGGUGUGAUUUUCGCACGAAUGUUACCAGAUCAGAAGCAGCAGUUGGUCCAAGAGUUACAGUGUCUCGGCUAUUAUGUCGCCAUGGUCGGAGAUGGAGCCAACGACUGUGGGGCCUUGAAGGCUGCUCACACUGGAAUCUCACUCUCCGAUACAGAGUCAUCAGUAGCGUCACCGUUCACCAGCCAGGAAACGAAUAUCUCUUGCUCGCAAUCUGUUAUCCGGGAAGGUCGUGCUGCGUUGAUCACUUCUUUCAGUAUCUUCAAGUACAUGGCUGCUUUUUCUUUGGGACAAUUAGUCGUAACCAUGAUGUUAAUAGAAAUCGAUUCUAGUCUUACUGACUUCGAAUAUCUAUACACCGACUUCUUUAUUAUAUCAGUUUUCUUAUUUGUUUCGCCAUACACUCCGGCUUACGAUGGACCAUUGGCAAAGAAGCCGCCUGUAAGGAGUCUAAUCGGGACAACGUCAUUGUUGAGUCUUUCUUUGCAAGUAGUUGUUGUCAUCAGUUUCCUGUGCUUAAGUUACUUCAACCUACAACAAUACGAUUGGUACAAACCGUACAAUAUCAGAGUGAAAGAAGGAAAAACUGACUAUGGUUGUUAUGAAAACUAUACCAUGUUCGUCAUGAGUUCAAUGCAGUCAAUCAUAAUCGCGUUGGCUUUUUCUAAGGGUCACCCGUAUCGGAAAAGUAUUUUCAGCAUUCGCGGAUUGGGAAUCUACACCAUUAUCAUAACAUUGUUCACUGCUUACUUGGCUAUUAGUCCAUUUGAGUGGCUGCGUAACCGAUUGGAACUAGAAAUGCCACCAGAAAUGUCAUUUAGGAUCAGAUUGGUCUUAUAUUGUGCUGCUCAUUUUAUUGUUUCAUUACUCGUUGAAUAUUAUAUGGUUGAUUACUUGGCUGCGAGCAAAUUGUGCUGUGGCCGGCACGAUAACGACAAAUCAAGGCGUAAGUUUUUGGCGAUAGAACGUGACCUGUCGAAGAACACGAAAUGGCCGCCUUUGACACAAGAACCGUCGACGCCAGAUGGCGUGAUAAAUAAAUGAACAAGACGUUACUUUGGUAUAAGAAAAUAACGUCGAUGAAUUUGAUCAUUAGAUAGUCAAGAAUAACAUAAAAAAUCGAUUCCAUGGUUUCGAUUACAGUAACAAAUAAACAAACAUACGAAACUCACUGUGUUAUUGAUGUACCAGUUCAAUCUGUGUAAGAUCUUGUGAAGUGAUGAUAAUUUAUUUUAAUGCUGGUUGUGAAUUUAAAGUAAUGAGAUAAUUAAUAAGAGAUUUAUGAGAAAGUGAAAAAAUAGAAAAAUUAGUGCCAUGGCAGAUGUCGCUAGUUUAAAGUGUUUAAAAAAAUGGGCGAUUGAUUGAGAUUCAUAGUCUAAUGGGACAGGCUGAAGUUGGAAUAACGGAAUUUUUAUUGAAUUGAAGUCAAUUUGUAUUAAUUAGUGACGGAAAUAAAUAUGAAAAUGUAUCUGUUCAAUGUGUAACUUUAUUAUCACCGGACAUAUUUUAUUUUAGAGAGAAACUAAACGAGGAUUCUAAAAAUAGCAAAUGUCAGUGAGCACUGAUAAAUAAAUUAAAAAAAAAAAACGUCUGAAGAGUCUGAUGGUUUGUUGGAAUUAAAAUUAGUGGUUGAAUGGUUUCGGAUUGUUUUUAACAAUCAGUGCCUUGGUCUUAAUCUCAGUAACGAACAAAUGAUACGAACGGGGACUUUGGCUAAUUAAUGCUUUAUUUAAUAAAUUAAGCGGCUGUAGUUAUCAACGAGACACGAAACACCCAAAAGGUUGUUCUGGAAAACGAUCCGAGCUGUCGGUCUUGGGAACCUCGACAGGAUCACACCCACUCCACCUUCCCAGAUUCUUUAUAAAUCACUCGCUCAUAUCCAUAAUCUUAAAUAUAAAUAAAUAAUAAUGAUAAUAAUAACUUUAGUUAAUUGUCUAGGAUUAAUUCGAUUCGAUCGAUCUGCUCCGUUUAUUUAAUAUUCACUCAAUAUUCCAUUGAUGAUAUCCGUCCAUCUUUUUAUUUAUUUACUGCUCCACUUUUAUAAUAAUCAUUCCCUGUCUUUAUAAAUAACCCUGAUUCCAAACUUUCCAUGAUCUACGAAAAAAUAAUAAUAAUAAUAAUAUUUUCCAUGAAUAAAUAAUUUUUUAUUCUGACUAGAUGUAAAUUUUUAUUCAACUUUACAUUUAAUUACUUAUUUGUUUACAUAAAUUUGCACAUUCAAAUUACAAUUAAAUAUAUUUAUUUUCUUUUACUAACUAAUUAACUAAUCAACUAGUUUAAAAAAAUUACUUAUCAUCAAUUAAAAAUUAUAAAUUACAAAUGGUACUAAAAAUUCCUCCAAUUACUUUGAGCACAUUCUAACGCAAUUUAAAUUCCACUAAUUAAUUUAUUUAUUAAUUAAAAAAUUGCGAUCAUUUAAUCCGUAGAAAAAAUUGAAACCAAUCUCUAUUGACUAGUGACACAAUUAUUUGGUUUUAUUUUCCGACAAUGGCAACAUUUGUUAGUAGUCUAUUUAUCCAUUAACUCCAGUAGGUAAAUAUUAUACUUGAAUAAAUCGUCUAUCAGUUUCCUACCGAUUUGUCCGAUGGUCAUGAUAGCGUAAAUCAUUACCACGGAACAUGGCUUCAAGUAAAAGUUUAUUGUUAUACUGGACACCGUGUGAAUUAACUAGAGUAAUAAAGUUUUGGUAUCUUUUCCAUGCGGUAACAGAAGCCACGUCCACUUCCACAUUGUUAACUUCCUCUUCCGUUUGAUAUUUUUUCAUCUUAUCUCUACUACCAUUAACUUCCUCACCAGUUAAUGUCGACUCCGUUGCUUGGCAUACAUUUUUCAACUCCGGUAUCAUCUGCAAUUCAAAAGUAUCAAUUAUGUAUCUUUACAUUCUUUUUCGACUCUCUACUUAUAGCAAAAAAAAUUUUUUUUAUUCAUUUUUAUUCUCAAUGGUAUCAGUAGUGAAAAAAAAAUUCAAAAAAAUUUGAUCCUCAUUUCUGUCUGAUUUUAUUAGAUCGCAUUAAAUUCAACUAAUUUUUUUGUUCCGAUAAAAUUUCGAAAUGAGAAAAAAAAUUGUUCGUCCAAAAUAUGGCGCCCUAACAUUUAUAUAGGAAACAGGCGCGCAAAUUUUGGUCGCUUAAAAAAAUAAUGAAUUUUUAUGAACUUGAAUACAGUAAAAUUUUUUUUUGACUUCCCCUUCUAGAAAUUAAACCAAAUUUCUAGUUACCAUAAAAAAAAUUUUUUUCCGGGCGGGAAAAAUGGACGAGCCCCAAAAAAAAGUAAAAAUUUUUUUGUUCUUUUAUUUUAAAAAACUCAAAAAAUUAUUCGCAUCUUAUCUAAGUGAGAAAAAAAUUUUAUAAUUCUGUUAGUAAAUAAAGAUGGUGAAAAAAAAUUAUUGAAGAUUAAUAAUAACUUAUAUAAAAUUUAAAUAUAGCGAAGAAACCGUAUAUAUUUUUUGUGGUCAAAAAUACUUUGAGUCAACUGAAAAAUUUCUAAAGAAAAAAUUCUUAAGAAAAAUCGUUGCAAAAAAAGUUUUUUUUAUCAAACUUUUGGGGUGAUCCAUUUUUCCCGCCCACAUAUAUUUAUAUAUACGUGUAUAUGAAGCUAUUUGUAUAAAUUUUUAUUUUGAAUAUUUUUUGAAAUUUUUUUGUACUCAAAUAGUAUUUGAUAUUAAAAUAAUAUAUUAUUAUCAUUAUUAUUGUUUAAUGUUUGUAGGAUGUAUCAUAGAUAUGUAAUUCUACCCAACCCCUUUUUAAAUCAAUAAGUAGAAGCUUGAAAAGAAUCAAAACUUCCCUUGUGAUUUGAAUCCCUCAAACGAUAUUUGAUUACUACUCAAUAAAAUCUUCUAUUUUAUCGUUGCCGGGAAGAAAAAACAAAAAGAAAAUUUAAUUAAAAAUAAAUUUAUUACCUUGGUAAUCAAUCCGUGAAAUUUUGGUAUCGAUAAUUACUGUAGUGAUGUAAUUCGGAGCGAUAGACAAUUUUGAACGAAAUUACAGCGAUCGAUAGUUUGGUAGUUACGUACGUUGAUUAUAUAAAAUUUAAUUCUGUAACACAACUAAAACAAUUAAAUAAUAAAAUAAACCAGCAACGGAGUAGACGUAACUGAGUGGCUGACAAUAACAGACUGCUGGAGAGCAGACCAGGGGACUGGACUAAGCUGGAGUUGGUAAUAUUAUUCUGGCAUCUGGGGGUCGUUACUCCCCCUCUCUUUGACAAUAAAAAAAACUUUGCUACAUAUGGGGCCCAUAUUGUUCCCUUUUACCCCCUUGUAAUUUUUUUUAUUUUAUUUUCUAACGGACAUUUGCUUUUUCUAAAUUUUGUUUUAUGAGUAUAUAUUUUUUAAAAAUUUAACUGCAAGUAUUCCGAUAGCUCGCAAACUAUCAAGUUGAGGUAAAAAUGUAAAGAAUAAUUUUUUUUAGGAAAUUUAAUUCUCAAUAAAUUUGUAGUCAUAUGUUUUUUUUGUAUCUUUGAUAGAUCAGCUUUAAUUUUUAUUUAAAGCAUCCGCUGUAAUAAAUUGGUUAAAAUAAAUCCCAUAGUAAUUUUUUAUCUUCGAAUUUAAAUUACGGCUAAACGGUUGUAGAUAAGACAAAAAUGAUAAGAUAAUAUUUUGUAGAUAAUUUAAUUUUCUACAAAAAAAGUCAUGAUGAUUUUUAACGUAAGUUUGACGGUUUGUAAGAUAUUAUGAUUUGGAGUAAAGGAUUAAAAAUUUGGUCUCUGAAUGUUUGUUUUAAUUAAAUUUUAGUUGGUUUUAAUUAUAACUCUUGAACUAUUGAGUUUACGUAAAAAUAUGCGGGAAUCUUUUUUAUAGGAAAUUUUAUUAUCUAAAAAUUAGUAUUGAUAUAUUUUUACCGUAUCUUCGAUAUUUGAGCUGAAAUUUUAAUUUUAAGUGCUCGAUAUAUAAAUUUAUAAUUUUUUUCUGUCAAAAAAAAUUUUGUCAUACAAAAUUUUGCUGAGAUCACAAAUUUUUUUCCGGUAAUUUACCAACUACAUAUAUUGUAUUAUAUGAAAAAUAAAUAUUAUAGUCUUCUCUAUAAAUUAAAAAUUUUUUCAAAGUUCGGGACGAAAAAAUUUUGAUUAAAAAUAAAUUACAAAAAUUCAAUAAAUAGAACAGUAAUUUUUUUUAUUUAACUAAAAAUAAAAAAAAUUUAUUUCCUCCAUCUAUUCUCAUAAAUUAUGAGUGACAAAAUAAAUUUCAUAUUAAUAAAAAUUGAUUUAAAAAAUUUUUUUUUUCAUAAAAAAAAGCUUAUGACGGAAUAAUAUUAAAGUGUCUUUUGUAUAUUUAAUCCUAUACCCCGAAGCAUUUGAUCGAAUAAAACCUACUUUAUGUAUGUUAUAUAUGAGGGCUUUCAUAUAUAUAGAUCUAUACAUGUACAUAUACAUAUACAUGUACGACAAACAUAUAUAUCACGUAUAUAUCUAUUGUGAGUACUAAAUAAUAAAAUAUGAAAUAAAUUGGCUCAAUUACCACGUCCGAGUUUCGUGACAGAAGUACUAUAGUAUAAAUUAUAAUUUAUAUGAUUUAUAUUAAUUAAUUUAUUUGUUUAAAAAAUAAUAAUUAUAAGAAAUGAAGUUUUUUUUUUUUAUUAAUUUUUUUAAUUAAUUUUAUUACAAGAAAAAACUUUUACUACUUGAGUUGGGAUUCAUAAUUUCAAAUAUAUAUAUAUUAUAUAU